Molecule: messenger RNA, 844 nt
Organism: Dendronephthya gigantea
Lineage: Eukaryota; Metazoa; Cnidaria; Anthozoa; Malacalcyonacea; Nephtheidae
Exons: 3
Coding region: 44-670 (208 amino acids)
Source: RefSeq, a predicted model, not a curated record
GUUUAAAAGCAAGCGAAGUCUGCUGUUUAGCCCAGGAAAAGAUAUGCCAGUCUAUAAAUCAGAGAUAACAGCUACAUCAGCACCAUGGUCUGACAAAGAACUCUCAGCUUUUGUUCAGUUCGUGGCACUAUACCAUGAUUCCUCUAAGUCUGUUUGGCCAACACAUAAAGAUAUGGUAUUUUGGGGAAAAUUUGCUGCUGCUAUUGCAGAAUCAACUGGUUUACCAUCAAGAUCAGAAACCGCUUGUCGAUCCAAGAUUUUUAAAUUCUUCAAGCAGAAAUUCAAAACUAUUGAUGAAGCAGAGGAACAUUUCAACAUCCAAUACUUUGACAAUGAUGUCCCACUCAGAAUACCUACAGAAGACACGAAUACAUCCACUCCGAUUUCUGCCUCACAGUAUUAUCACUCAUCAGCAAACUUUUCACCAGUAUUUAAACAUAGUCCCUUCACCGAAAAGCAUUCAAAUGUGAACUCAAGAGGACAAGCAAUGAAGUUGAUUUGUGAAAUGUUUUCUGACCUCACAAAAGUCCAAAGAGCACAGCUCACAACAUGUUUAUAUAACCAAUUCCUAAUAGAUGAAAACAUCCCUCAGUCAUUUGUUCCUAAAGAUUUUCUCCACAUUUCAAUUUCAGCCAUGGGUAAUCUUUCUCCUUCGACACUCCUUAAAUAAUAAAAUGAAACAGAUUAUAACAAAUGAAUGAGUAAAUGUUUAGAGUAUGCUCAAGGGUGUGUCAUAAAUGACAGAUUUAAACAGCUAUGGUCCAGUUAAUAGUCAAUUAAUAUAUUGGAGUGAGAUUUCAACAUUUCAUAGAAGUUUCUUGUCAUGCCAGGUAUUAAUGCUGUG